AUGGAUGACAAUAAGUUUCAAAAAAGUGAUAAAUUACAAGAAAUGACUCGCGAAGUUGAAAUAGUAUACGGUUCAGAAUGUUGUAAAGAUAUUAUUUUGGAUUUGGAAAUAAUAAAUAAUGUCGAAAGAACAAUUCAUCAAACUCUUGGUGGAACUAAAGAAGGCUCGAAAAAAUCAUUUAAAAGAACUAUUUCGAUUGAAAGGCUAGCUAAAGUAGAAGAAAAACUAGAACGUCAACGUAAAAAAUUGGAAAAAAAAGCAGAAAAACAAAGAGUCAAGCAAAUUCAACAAAUUAACAAAAAAAAAUUUGAAAAAUUUGAUAUGACGCGAGAAUUGAUUGCCGAUAUUGAAGCUUCUUUAAUGGAAGGAACUUUUGGUUCUUUGAUACAAUCUAAUUUAGAAUCAAAAUUUAUAACAAUUAAUACAAUUCAACACAAUAUUUCAAAGAUCAUUAAAUGGAGAAGAAAAGUUAGCGCAGAAUGGGAUGAUGAACUUGAUGCUUUCAUGCCAGUACCUGAAAAAAUUCAUGAUGAUGUUUAUUUAAUGGUUUAUCUUCCAAUUUCAGAACUGGGCAAGAUCAUUGGGCAAAAUUCCAUGAAAGAUUAUCUACAAAAUUUGAAAAAUGCAUUUACUAAUAAAAAGUUGAUUAUUUUAAUAGAAGGUUUUGAAGAAUAUUGCAGAAAGAAAAGAUUACAUCACAAUCGUAAUUUUACUAAUGCAGUUCGUGCAAAAAUUAAUGAAAAUCAAGAAGAAGAUCAAGAAACAAACGAAAUUCAAAGGCACAAGAAAAAACAGCCAGCCAAUAAUAAUAAUUUGGGACCUGAUCCUGAAAAAAUUGAAGAAGAAUUGAUCUGGCUUCAAAUUAUUGGGAAAUGUUCCAUUGUUCACACAAAAGAUAUAAGUGAUACAGUUGAAACUAUAGGUUUAUUCUCAGUAGACAUCUCAACAAUUCCUUACAAGAAUCGAAAUGGAAAUUUGAACUUUUUGAUUGAAGGUCAAAUUCGAACUGGAGUUGAUGCUGGUGAUACAUGGUUACGUAUGUUGCAGGAAAUACAAUUUGUUGCCCCUUCUGUAGCAAAAGGAAUUGUUAAUAAGUAUCCAACAAUCAAGUCAUUGUAUUAUGCAUAUAAACGAUGUAAAGAUAAAGAAGAAGCCGAAAAAUUGUUAACAAGUAUAGAGAUUUCAGGUAUUUGGUUGGGACAAAGAGGUAGAUACAUUAAUAAAUCAAUUUCAAAAAGGGUCUAUGAAAUAUUAAUGGGAAGAAAUCCUAAUAUGGUGAUCUCCUAA
Messenger RNA from Entrophospora sp. SA101, 1287 nucleotides. The record is from the annotation of a GenBank genome assembly. Lineage: Eukaryota; Fungi; Glomeromycota; Glomeromycetes; Entrophosporales; Entrophosporaceae.